UAGCCGUGCAGUGCCCUUCGGCCCGAUACGGGAAAUGGCGAUUCGCGAGGUUGUUUGAAGCCAAUUCGAGAGAGUAAACACACACACUCGCGCGCGCGCGCGCGCCUCGCGACGUUGAUCGAACGUGCCCUGGAAAAUAAUGCCGAUGACUAUUCUCACGUAAUGAGAAAAUAAUGUGUCGACUGUGUGCGAUGGCGAGCAGAGAGAUGACCGGCCAUCAGCAGCAGUUCGUUGAGGAAAUCGAUUAUAAUGAGAUCGAAACGGAGCAGGUAGUCGGCAAGGGAUCCUUCGGGGUUGUGUGGAAAGGAAAGUGGAGAGGGCAGGAUGUUGCCGUGAAACACAUAAAUUCGGAAGGAGAGAGGAAAGCCUUCACUGUGGAAGUUCGGCAGCUGUCCCGAGUCGCCCAUCCCAAUAUUGUUAAAUUGUACGGCGCGUGCACGAAGAAUCCGGUGUGCCUGGUGAUGGAAUAUGCGGAGGGUGGAUCAUUGUAUAACGUACUGCAUUGCAAUCCUCAACCACAUUAUACUACCAGUCACGCUAUGAGUUGGACCCUCCAGUGCGCGCGUGGUGUCGCCUAUCUUCAUAAUAUGAAGCCGAAACCGCUGAUACACAGAGACCUAAAGCCACCCAAUCUGUUGUUAGUUAUGGGUGGACAGAUGCUUAAAAUCUGUGACUUCGGCACAGCCUGUGACUUAAAUACUUAUAUGACUAAUAAUAAAGGCUCGGCAGCGUGGAUGGCGCCGGAAGUGUUUGAGGGAUCUAGGUAUACAGAGAAGUGCGAUGUAUUUAGUUGGGGUAUCAUCCUGUGGGAGGUCUUAGCGCGCAAGAAACCCUUCGAUGAUAUUGGUGCUUCGGCCUAUAGGAUAAUGUGGGCUGUUCACGUAGGACAAAGACCUCCUUUGAUAGAAGGAUGCCCGAAACCAAUUGAAAAUCUUAUGACGAGAUGUUGGCAGAAAGCACCUGAAGAAAGACCUUCUAUGGACGAAGUAGUAAGGAUAAUGACUGAGCUAUCAGAAUUUUUCAGUCGCCAUUUAGAACCUGUUGAAUAUUCCUUAAGUAGUGAAGACGAUGUAGACGAAAACGAAACAUCGAGAGAAGAUACGCUAGAUAUAGUCAGUACGUUAGAUUUUCGUAUGAACGGCUCCGUUGCGAACGGCACUAUUUGUACAAUUCCAAAGCCUGUAGGAAACGCCAACGAAUGUCUCGAUGAAAGUAACUCGUCGCCCUUUGCAUUACCUCGUACCGCGCUGGUCAGCGAAGUGUCGACAAAAUUCUCGCCGCGGCAAAAUAAUUUAGGAUUUCAACGAAUACCCGACGAGGUUCCGGUAUUGAAUAAUGGGAGUGUGGACAGUAAUUUAGAACACGCUAAAUCAUCGAUUUCGCAAAAUGCGAUGACGCCGACGGGACACGACGACAAGCUCGCCGCAUUGCAAAGCAAAAACUGCAAUCUCGCUCCGUUGCACGUGGAGUGUGAUCCGAAUGCUUGGGAGUUGUCCUCUGACGUAUCUUGGGAAAUUCCAAAUAACAUGGCCGGAUUAGACAAAGUGGUUCAAAAAACGAAGAAAAAUAACCAAAGUAGCAGCACCACGAGCGAAGACUUGGGCAACGUUUGUCGCCUACUGGAUGCCGACCUGAGGCCUCUCACGCCCGACGACACGUGCAAGCUCUCGCGAGAGAUCUUCGAGGAGCACAAGCAGAUAGCCGAGGAGUACCUCAAGGUCCAAACGGAGAUAGCGUUGUUGAGCCAGCACAAGAACGAGAUGUUGAAGAAUCUGAGCCUCGACAGUCUCCGGCAGCAGCAGGAGUUACGGAAGCUGGAAGAUGAAAAGGAGUCUCUGGUGAAACUGUGUCGCAACCUGACGCGGCAAUUGCAGAUCAUGAAGGAACAGAGGGGGACCGCUGCCGCGUCGACGAUAGGGCCCGCCGUUUCCGGAAACAACGGUUGGGUGGUGAUACCUCACCGUCAAGACCCAUCGAGGCUUUCUUGAGAGGCUGCGACAUGAUGCGUCCGAGGGUCUGGACGAAAAGUGUACUUACGCCAUGUUACACAAUCAUCUCGAUUGACCGGUCGAUGAUACGCAACGAGGAUGGAAUUACGUUAAGAUUCCAACCCAAUUUCGCACGAAUGCAAAUCACCGCCGCGUCGCUUACUACCGAUAGAAGCAUGUGAGGGUACGUGAGUCAGAGUGGUCGCCCAUAGCGGAAGAUUGUUUCCGUUUCCGGUCUUAUCGAACUCGCUACAUAUAUACAUAUCUACGACGCGCGUCGUAACUAUACAAUCGACUUCCGAUUUUUCGAAACAUGAAAAGUGCAAUUUCAAAUAUACACUUUUAAAGUAACGCCUUCCGGUUAGAUUCUUUUUCUCACAGUCAUAUUUUUUUUGUCUUCUGCGCAUUCUCGUGCGCGGUGCGAGUUUAAUUAAUACAAUGGUGAACGAAACGUCCCAAGCAACAUGCAAGUGCGCUACAAUACCAUUGAGAAUGCCACAGAAGAUUUUUUUUUCGAUUGCAAAGCCUCGAAGGCAUUGUUAAACAUUGAAUUGCAAUCUAGUCCUUUCGAUUCAUAUUUUAUCAAAUCAUUCAUUUGUAUUUUGACAUGUAAAAUGUACAUUGUGUGAUAUAACACGCAGCUUUUAUUUAAACUAUUGUCGCAGAUUUUAAACUAUCACGCAGAUUUCAUCAUUUAAACUAUUCUCUGCCAGUGAAAAGUAUUUUCUAUUGCUACUAUCAAUACUUGAUGUAAUCGCAAAAAAAUUUUAUUGUGAAUAAGACACGAAUCGAGCAAUAAUCGACGAGCAUAAUCGACGAACACGGAUCAUCCUUUAUAUUACAUUUAGAUUUUAUUUUUGUAUGAUGUACGUCGUGUACAAAGUGUCACAGAUCUAUCUUGAUAUUUGUCAAUAAUUAAUAUGUGCUAAUAACUCGUGCAAUCAUUUUAAAGUGAAACUCCCGAUACCAAAAUGUCGAGGCUAUAAUAUUUUUUAAAAAUAAGAAAUGGUUAAAUUUUAAUUCACGUGCUCGGGCAUGGCACAUCGCACAGUAGUGUGAAGAUGUUUUCGAGCCUCAAUUUCGAAAUGUAUAAUGAAAUACUGCACAUUUUCAUUAUUGUACGAUAUAUAUUGUAUGUUCGACUAUCUGGUUGAGUUAACCGUGUGUCAAAAAUACAGUUCACGUCUUUGUUACUUUUAGCCCAUUGUGUUACAAGAGAUUAAAUAUUUUUUUUUUAAUUUCUCGCUUUGCUAAUAUGUGAUUGUUCAUGUAAAUAUUUUGUGUCUCGCCUAACUGUGAGUUUGAUUUCUCUGCAAUGAUAGGUCUAACAAAAUAAAGACACUUAGUUAAGUCAGUGCAUUAAUCAUAUAUAUAUAUUGAAGCAUAUUAGUGUUUCCGAUCUAAUUUAGCAAUCUAAAUGCGAUAUCUGGAAUAAAUUCACGCGAGAUAUAUGUCGAAAAUAUUUUAAACGGAAUUGAGCGCAUGAAACGCGCCUCGUUAGACUUAAGAUACGGGAGGAAUGCACAUAUGUCGAUAGCGGUUACAGCGGGCUAUCUUUUCAUAGAAAUUAAUACUGGAAAUGAUAGGAGCUAGCGUGUAUGUUAACACUUGGCAGCGACCGAAGCUCGCAGCUCUCGUUUCUGUUCCUAUGUUAAAUAUAUAAAAUGUAACCGAGAGAGCUUAAAACUAUCCUCGUACGUUGUCUCGACAGCGGUCUCGAACUAACGAGCAAUCAAUUGAUUACACGCUCUGCGGAAGUUUCUCGACAGAUUCUCUCCCGAGAAUCUGUGAUGUGCAAUUGUUGUUUCAAACAUGUGCAAAAUGUAAUAUAGAAUUGUAAAUAUAACUCUGAAAGCUGCCGUGAGAUUUA
Molecule: messenger RNA, 3858 nt
Organism: Wasmannia auropunctata (little fire ant)
Lineage: Eukaryota; Metazoa; Arthropoda; Insecta; Hymenoptera; Formicidae
Gene: Tak1
Product: mitogen-activated protein kinase kinase kinase 7
Exons: 9
Coding region: 174-1988 (604 amino acids)
Biological process (GO): positive regulation of canonical NF-kappaB signal transduction; protein phosphorylation; JNK cascade
Molecular function (GO): MAP kinase kinase kinase activity; magnesium ion binding; ATP binding
Source: RefSeq, a predicted model, not a curated record